This is a messenger RNA of Hipposideros armiger (great roundleaf bat), 2831 nucleotides long. RefSeq names its product dishevelled binding antagonist of beta catenin 2 (gene DACT2). Gene Ontology annotation, biological process: negative regulation of nodal signaling pathway. The transcript is spliced from 4 exons. Lineage: Eukaryota; Metazoa; Chordata; Mammalia; Chiroptera; Hipposideridae. The coding region runs from base 75 to 2171 and encodes 698 amino acids. Gene Ontology annotation, cellular component: cytoplasm. The record is from RefSeq and is a predicted model, not a curated record.
CACAAAGACUCUCAAGCAGCUCUGCAGGCUGUUUUUUUCCUCAGGCAGAGCCGGCAGUGCCUCCCUGUUCCCGGAUGGUCUACAAAACCUGCACAGUCCAAUAUGGGGGGCUGCAGAACCGGCUAAGGCGCCAGGACGUCGGCCUGAAAACCCACCUGGACCAGCUGGACCAACAGAUCAGUGAGCUGCAGCUGGACGUACGAAGAACCUCCAUUGAAGCCCCGGACAGUGACAGCCGGCCCAGCUCAGGCUUCUACGAGCUGAGCGACGGGGGCUCCUGCUCCUUGUCUGCCUCGUGCACGUCCGUGUGCAGUGACCGCCUGUCCUCCUCCCUGGGCACUUUGCUGCCCACCACCCUCACGGCCCGGACCAGCGCAGGGGACUGCCGGCCCUGGUCCGCCGACGAGACCACCAUGUGUGGCGCCCCUGUGCCCACGUGGGUGCCCCAGGCCACUGAAGAGGCUGCAGUCCGGCUGCUGCAGGACACGUCGCGGCCCAGGCCGGUGUCUACAGGUGACCUUGAACGAGUCCUCCCCGCGGAGGUGGGACUCCAGAAGGCCAGUGCAGACCCCAAGCCCACUUCCUUUCUCUGCCACAGGAUGGACCUCCCGCCCCACAUGCUGGACCCCAAGUACCAGCGUGACCUGGUGUCCAGGGGUGGCAGGGAGGUGUACCCGUACCCCAGCCCCCUGCAUGCAGUGGCUUUGCAGAGCCCCCUCUUCGCUCUGACCAAGGAGACCCCCCAGAGUGACGGCCCCUCGCCCCCUGGCGAGCCCCUUCCCAGCCCCUCAGGUCCGAGCUCAGUCCGGACUGGACCCGUCCCGGAGGCUGGCCCAGCGGCAGCCUAUAUAGACAGGCUGUUACAACUGCGGGGCCAAGGGAACCCCACGAGGGGCAAUGUGGGUGAGCAGGGACCCCCAAGAUGUGAGGUGUCCCCAUCCCGGAGAGCAGAGAGUGAAGGCCACCCAGAGAAGCUAAUGUACACCCCAGGAAGAGCAGACGUGGGAGGGAUGGCUCGGAGGAGGGACGCCAGUGGGGGUGGCCUCGAGCAUCAGGGACCUGUGCCCCCGGUUGGCACCCUGUACCCCAGCCGCCUUCCAGAGGAGGGACACAGUCCCUCCAGUAGCUGUGUCUGUGUGGGGCCUACCCCGGGCUCCCCUCAGCUGGCGCGUGAGCCUCCGUCUCCUAGCUCCCAGGCUCAGCAGCCAGCUCCUGACUGCUGGGAGGGCAGAGCCAGGUCACCCCCCCGGAUGGCAGUCAGGGGGAGCCCUGCCCUUGCCCCAGGGCGGUGUGUGAGCCCCCCCUGUGCUGCCAGCAGAGCUUCCCCCACGGGGCUGAAAACAGGCCGCCCCACGACAAAAGCUCUGAAGAUCGGGAGGGGGACCGGUGACAAGGCACUCAGGGUGGUGAGGCAGCCGCCACCCUGGGGUGCCCUUGUAGGCCCCCAGCUGCCCGCUGAGUGGGGGGCUGGGCUCCGGAGAAGGCCCACUCUGGCCGGGGAGGCGCCUGGCCGGUCUUGCUCUGAGUCCAGCCUCUACCCUGUGUCCUUCCUCGUCCCCCUGCUGGUGGCCCACCAACAGGGUCACCGGGCUUCAGCUCAGGCCCUGUUCCCCUUGGAAGCGGCGCCCCCCAUGGCGGCCGGCGGGGAGGCCCGGAAGAAACAGCGCAGGUGGCAGUCCUCCGUGGAGAUCUCAGCGCGGGCCCGCCCGGCCGGUGCCCAGGGCCCUAGCCUGGGGCCCCCACGGCCAGCAGCAAGGAGGGGGGGUGGCCCGCGGCCUGUGUGCCCCCAGGCCAGGCCCAGGCUGCCCCGCCAGGAUGCCCAGGCCAGGAGCGAGUCCGGGGGCUCAGAGCACUCGGCUGAGUGCGCCUCCCUAUUCCACUCCACCAUCGCGGAGACCAGCGAGGAUGAGGACCAGGCCAGUGACCACACCGCCAACCGCUUCGGGGACGGGGAGUCCAGCGGCAGUGACGUGGAGGGCGGGGUCCGGGGCAGUGGGGGCCGCCCAGGCCGGCCUCAGGCGGCCCCCCAGCCACCCCCACGGGCCACAGCUGGCUCCAGGCCGCCCCUGCCCCCGGUGCCCAAACUCUGCCGCGUCAAGGCCUCCAAGGCCCUGAGAAGGAAGAUUCGCAGGUUCCAGCCAGCCGCCCUGAAGGUCAUGACCAUGGUGUGAGCCAGCCAGGGCCCUGGCCCCGGCGAACGGGCCGGUGUCCCACGAGCAGCCGUCUGAGGACCCAGGGAUGAUGUGUGGGACGGGCACAGAGGGGCCUUCCCAGGGCUAAGGAUGGAAUCGAACUCUAAUGACCUGUUUAACGUGCGGACAUGGGUCUGCGGUCAUGCUGCCAGCUUGCUUGUCAGAGGAGGCGAUGGAGCAGGUGCCCUGGGCUGGGUCCCACUGUGACUGUGACGCGGGCACAUCUCCCUGCCCCAUGGCGACCUCUGCAGUGUCAGACCUCACGAGCUGACCCGGCCAGCUGACUGCGUCUUUGUCAGCAUCUCCCCAGGACAGACUUCUCACCUGGUUUCCCAGGUUUCUGGGUUGUCGCCUGGUGGUUGCUCACCUGUGUCGUAGUCUUACUCCUCUGGGUGGUGUGUUUCCAGUCCUUGUAAACCAUCUCUCCCCAAAAGCAUUCUUUUUAGGAGACGGCGGCAGAACUGUGCUCUGGAAAUGGGUGGGAACGCGAACCUUAUGUUACGUCCUCAUGUGAAUAAACACACAGAUUGUACCGUAUCUUCGCAGAUCGCGUGAACGCGUUUCCCUUUUACCGUGCCUCCUGGCGGUUCCCUCCGGGGCGUAUAGUAGGCAUUCAGCAAACUCCUGUUCCUCCCGUCA